UUAGUCUGUACACUAAUACGAAUCGGCAAGUCAAUUAUUUUGGUACAUGUAAACUAGCUUUGAAGUUCGUUGAAGCGAACGCCAUUUUUGCGCCAUUUUACUGCUGGGUUUGGAGAGCGUGGUGGCGGAUCAGCAUUCCCUGUCAAUUAACUUAAUUUAUAAUUUCUCUUAAGUAAUAUUUCAACGUCGAAAGUCCUUUAUUAUAGAAAGAAGCCAUGUCAAACGGUAGUGGAGAUCACGAAGACGAAGGCUAUGUAGUCAAAUUGCGUGGACUUCCAUGGUCCACUACUGUUGAUGAAAUUAUGAAAUUCUUCAGUGACUGUUCUAUCUCAAAUGGUAAAAAUGGUGUUCAUAUGACUAUGUCUCGAGAAGGUCGACCUAGUGGAGAAGCUUAUGUAGAAAUGGACACACCUGAAGAUAUUGAAAAGGCUUGUAAAAGAGAUAGAGAUCAUAUGGGUCAUCGUUAUAUAGAAGUCUUUAAAGCAAAAAGAGGUGAGAUGGAGUGGGUAGUCAAAAGAAGUGGUUUCAAUCUGGAAAAUGCAAUGGAUGAUGCUUGCGUGAGAUUACGUGGUCUACCAUUUGGAUGCUCUAAAGAGGAGAUAGCACAAUUCUUCUCAGGGUUGGAGAUAUUGCCGAACGGGAUUUCACUACCGACAGACUACACGGGCCGCAGUACUGGGGAGGCUUACGUUCAGUUUGUUAACAAAGAUGUUGCGGAGCGCGCUCUGCAGAAACACAAGGAAAAGAUAGGACACAGAUACAUCGAAAUCUUCCGAAGCACUUUGUCUGAAGUACGAGCUAGCAUUGGACCUAAAAUGCGAGGACCAAUGGGCGGUUUUAAUCAAAGACCCGCUCCCUAUGACCGGGGUGCUCGUUUCGGUGGAAUGAACCGCUUUAGCAAUAAUGGCCGAGGUUCUAGAAACAGAGAUUUUGAUGGUGGCCCGUGGGGAGGUAAUAACUUCGACUCACGUGGAGGCGGUAUGGGUAUGCGAGGUGGUAUGGACAUGAAAGGAAAUUUCCGAGGCAAUGGUGAUGCAUGGGGUGGUGGUUCUGGAAUUCAUAGCAUACACAUGCGCGGAUUACCAUUUAAAGCUACAGAACAAGAUAUAGCUGACUUCUUUAGACCCAUUGAGCCAGUAAACGUACGAAUUAUUCUUGAAAAUGGUGGUCGUCCUUCUGGGGAAGCUGACGUCGAAUUUGCUACUCACGAGGAGGCUAUGAAAGCCAUGUCCAAAGAUAAGAGUCACAUGUCUCAUAGGUACAUCGAAUUGUUCCUAAAUUCAACUGGAGGUUCAGGUGGAAUGUCAUUAGGUGGUAUUGGUAACUUCUGCGGAGGUCUGGGCAAUAACUUCAGGCCAGGAUAUUCCCCAAAUAAUAGAGGAUUCGGUUCUCAGUUAGGAGGAAGCAAUUACAAUAGUUUUUGAGGCCGGGUUUCGCGUUUCUUACGCUACCGACGAUAAAGUGUUUCGCAAAUCAAAGUUUUGACACACCGAAUUAUAUCAGCCGAACCUUGUUUUGUAUUGCGUUCAAUUAGACAUUAUUUUACAAAUUACUUACAUAUUACUCGUGAACAAAACAUAAAGAUUAUGUUUCGGUUUUGAUAAAAUGUUCGUGAACGAGUUUGGUAGGUCACAAGUUAUGUUCCAUUUCUUUUUUCAUUUUCAUUCGUUUGUAUAAAAAUUUAUAAUUAUAAAGAAUUUUCUCAAACCAUUGGAGUAAUGUGUAUUUUAAUUUAUAAAUUUGUACAGCUUUAUAAAAGACAUCACACUUUCAUAAAGUAUCGUGAAAAAGAUAUCGUAUAACUUUUAUGACUUACAUUCUUCUGCUUUUACAUAUUGUACAUUGUACGUCUGCUGUUUCAUUAAGAUUUCAUAAAAGUGUUCCAAAUUCUAAUAGUACUAGAAAAUAAGCAUAUUUAUAAAUUAUAUAACAGCUUCAACACCAAGUUAUUGAUAAAUUUAGAGAUAAUGAUUGCAUUCGUACAGGAUAUAAUUAGAUUAUAUUCAAAGGAACCUCAACGAUUAUGGUCCAUUCUGUAAUAUACUAUUCGAAUAAUAAUUCACAGUUACAUUUAUAAAGUUUACGUUAACUUUAAUCAAAUACUAUUAUUCUAAAUGAUACACGUGAUAAGAGUAUAGUUAGGUAAAGGAAAUAUUUAACAAUAUAUACAAAAAUAUGAAAACGAGUAUGAUAAAUGAUUUAAUGUACUUUAAAUACUAUUGGACUAUAUUCCAUUUUCGGCAUUUAAACGAGUAGUUCUGCUUUUAAACGAAUUUCAGUUCUCUCGUAGCGUGUUUAGCUUCACAAGUUUUUUGAAGACAACUUAAACAUAUUUCACUAUGCAUAAGUUAACAAGAAUAGAAUACUCUUUUUUCAUUAUGGAAAUGAAUGUUGUAAACAAUGUGGGGAUGCUUGUAUCCGUUUAGGACCUUAUAUUUUGUACGUGAGAAGGGUCUAUAUUGAAAAGGUAAAAUGUAUCCUUAGAAGUUAUUAACUUGUGCAUGAAAUUACUAGGAAUGGAGUAUGUUUGAUGUGAUUCAUGUUUUAUAAAACGUAACAAUAAAUAUUA
This is a messenger RNA of Megachile rotundata (alfalfa leafcutting bee), 2569 nucleotides long. RefSeq names its product heterogeneous nuclear ribonucleoprotein glorund (gene glo). Lineage: Eukaryota; Metazoa; Arthropoda; Insecta; Hymenoptera; Megachilidae. The record is from RefSeq and is a predicted model, not a curated record. Gene Ontology annotation, molecular function: RNA binding.